Oryzias latipes (Japanese medaka) is the source of this 2740-nucleotide messenger RNA. It is a transcript of the gene clic5b, whose product is annotated as chloride intracellular channel 5b. The record is from RefSeq and is a predicted model, not a curated record. NCBI's taxonomy places the organism in Eukaryota, Metazoa, Chordata, Actinopteri, Beloniformes, Adrianichthyidae.
CGCUCAGUCAGUCAGAAGCAAACGGACAGACUGUGUGCACAGCUCCAGAGCUCUUUCUCCAACUAUUCACCAACAUGGAGAGGAUCUAUGAACGCAUUGAUCAGGAGGACGUCCAGACGGAGCUCCGGGAUGGAGCUGACAAUGAGCCCCAGUAUGAGAACACAAAGGAACCUGUUUAUGAGAACUCAGGCGAGGUGGAGGAACAGCUGUACAGCAAGGUGCAGAUCCACACAUCUGCAAAAGAAGAGCCCAACUCCCCGGGAAUCAAGAUCGAGGAGAAACGCAGAUCCUCAUCCUCCUCAUCCAGCGACCUUGACGAAAAAAAAGCAGAGGAGGAUAAGGUGGAAGUUGUGGAGGAACUGCAGCAAACUGUGGACGAGGAGAGCUCCAAGGUGAUCAAGGAGAGCGAUGAAGAGCUCGUUGAGAGCGGGGAAGGGGCUGAGAAGAUCCCCAAAGUUCACGAAAUGAUAGAACGGGCACUCAAAGAGAGCAAAAAUGUGUCUGAGAAGAUCUCCGAACCCCACGAAGAAAAUGAAGACGGAAUCGAGGAGAGUGGAGAAGUCCAGAACAGAUCCAGACAUUCAUCUGUCUCUUCUCACAAUUCAUCAACUCAUGGCCACCCGUGCGACGACCCGCCUGUCCAACCGAAGAACUUGGAUGAAAACCCAGAAGAUGGGACGCUGAUGGUGUGCGACACUGACCUGAAGCCCGACCAGCCAGAAGACUGCAGCCUGAAAACUCUGGAGAACGUCACUUUAGAGGAUCAGAGGAAGGCGUCGGAGGAUCCAAGCCCACCUGACAUCUGUCUGUACGUGAAGGCCGGCAGUGACGGAGAAAGCGUUGGGAACUGCCCCUUCUCUCAGCGUCUCUUCAUGAUCCUUUGGCUCAAAGGCGUCGUCUUCAACGUCACCACCGUCGACCUCAAAAGAAAGCCUACAGAUCUGCACAACCUGGCCCCGGGGACACACCCUCCUUUCCUCACCUUUGAUGGCGAAGUCAGGACAGAUACCAACAAGAUUGAGGAGUUUCUGGAGGCUACGCUCUGCCCUCCAAAGUAUCCCAAACUGGCUGCCAGGCACAGAGAGUCCAACACAGCUGGAAAUGACAUCUUUGCCAAAUUCUCAGCCUUCAUCAAGAACACUAAACCCGAGGCCAACGACGCUCUAGAAAAAGGGUUGACCAAAGCCCUAAAGAAGCUCGACGACUACCUUAACAGCCCCUUGCCGGGUGAGGCCGAUGCGAACGACUCAGAGGAGGGCUCCAGCAGGAGCUUCUUGGAUGGAAACGAGCUCACGCUUGCAGACUGCAACCUCCUGCCCAAACUGCACAUCGUCAAGGUCGUUGCUAAGAAGUAUCGUAACUAUGACAUCCCAGCGGACAUGAAGGGAGUAUGGCGGUACUUGAACAAAGCCUACGCCCGUGAUGAGUUCACCAACACCUGUGCUGACACCACCGAGAUCGAGACCGCCUACAAAGACGUGGCGAGGAGACUGGCCAAGUAGCUCCCCGACUGAGCUUUGAAACAAAACCCUUCAGUCUAAAAGGAAAGAGUUGUGCACGUCACACCAACAGUCUUUUUGAAGCAUCCUGAUUGCAGUCAUUUGGCACCCGUCGUUGGGGGGGGGGUUCAAUGGGCAGACAUGGCGAAACAGAAGCGGAGCAGGAGAUCAAUCAAACCUACUCGAGCAGCAUCAAACGCCGACGCCGCCAUAAAAGUUUUGACUUCUCACUCAAAAGUGAUUGUGUCUGUAUUUAUUUCUCGUAACACAAAGGUCUCUUUCAGACAAACUCCGACACAUGGCCAAAUAUUUUACUAGCUGCUGAUGUCAAGGUCGUUCUCUUUAUUUAUUCCCAAAUCCACAGAAGUCUAGUCUGACUCCAGUGUUUAUUAUCAAUCUUUGGCUCCCGGGGAGACACCUUGUUUCAUCUGUGAUUGAUGAUUAAUGCUAAAUAUGUGUUGAAUAUGACCCCUCUCAACCUGCAGCUUCAUUUCGAUCAUCAAUCAUUACCCAAAGUAUGACUCUCCUUAUGCGUGUCUUGAGAUUCACUCCGGCCUCCGGGAGUUUAAAUAGAGACUUUCUCUCACUCUUUCAGCAAGAACAAACUCUGGCCAGAAGCAAAGGCUUUAACAGAACAAAGUUUGUGUUGGAACCGCUCGCUUGUAUUCAUCCACUGCAUUCAAACGUGAUAUAGAACCCUUCAGAACAUAGAAAAAAAAAAAACCCUCUUCCACUGGAGAAUGAAAUCCCAUGCCAACGUCACUGAUGGACUUAUUCUGACAAAUGCAUCGCAGCUCCAGCAAAAAGCUUAUUAGCGUUCACUCCAAGUAUUGAUUUUGUCUUAGGUUACCGCGUGAUAUUACAAAUGGAGAGACUAUUUAUUUAGCAGUCCCAAUCAGGCCUGAUUGGGCAGAGCCAUUAGUGCUGCGAUGAAAAGCCUCUUCCAGGUCCAGGGUGGUCGGGAGCCCCGCCCUCCAGGUCACCAAUGGAAAGAUCUUUUCUUCCGCUGUGAUGAGUCUAUUUUAAAAACCCUGAGGUUUGAACGUUUCUUUGCCCGCAACGAGGAGAACGGAAACUCGUCUCCAGGCUUAUCAUCUUUGGCCGCCGCUGCAGCGAGACUUCCUUGAAGAGCCGUAAUGCUCUUGUGUGGUUUGGACAAAAACAUGAUACGAAACUGGAGCGUGAUGACUGAGAGGCUUGCUCAAUGCAAAAGUCUGCAAAUAAAAUAAUAUUUUCACAGA